Messenger RNA from Phoenix dactylifera (date palm), 1858 nucleotides. RefSeq names its product gallate 1-beta-glucosyltransferase-like. Gene Ontology annotation, molecular function: quercetin 7-O-glucosyltransferase activity; quercetin 3-O-glucosyltransferase activity. The record is from RefSeq and is a predicted model, not a curated record. Lineage: Eukaryota; Viridiplantae; Streptophyta; Magnoliopsida; Arecales; Arecaceae.
CCAUAAAAAAGCGACUCGUCCUCCAUGUCCGACCAUUCGUAUCGGAGUUUGCUUUUCCACCCUAUCUUAAUUCGUAGUUCUGACGGAGAACAUAGGAGAAGGCAAACCUAAGUAUAUAUACGUGAUAUAUAGUGAGACCAAACCAAUUGUCGUCGGACAUGAGAGGGGUCAGUAUGGGAGAAGAGAACCUCGCCCUUCCUCACGUGUUGCUGGUCUCCUUCCCGGGCCAAGGCCACGUUAAUCCCCUCCUCCGCCUCGCCAAGCGCCUCGCUGCCAAGGGCCUCCUCGUCACCUUCUCCUCCACAGACAUGAUCGGCCGCCGCAUCGCCUCCGCCGCCAAGAACUCCGUCGACCACGGCGACGGCGUGCCGGUAGGCCGCGGCCACCUCCGCUUCGAAUUCUACCCGGAUGGCUGGGAACCCGACGACCCCCGCCUCCACGACCUCGAUGCCCUCCUGCCCCACCUCCAUGAUGUCGGUGUCCCCGCUCUCGUCGACAUGAUCCGCCGCUUCGCCGAUGCAGGCCGCCCGGUGUCGUGCAUCGUCAACAACCCCUUCAUCCCCUGGGUCCUCGACGUGGCCAACGACAUGGGCAUCCCCGCCGCCGUCCUCUGGGUGCAAUCCUGCGCCGUCUUCUCCACCUACUACCACUUCCACUACUCCCUUGCCGAGUUCCCCUCGGAAGCCCAUCCCGACGUGUCCGUGACUCUCCCCGGCAUUCCCACACUGAGGCCCGAGGAUCUCCCGUCCUUCCUCCUUCCAUCCAAUCCUUACAAAAGUCUGACGGACGCGAUCCUGCAGCAGUUCCAGAAGAUCUCCAAGGCGACGUGGGUGUUGGCUAACACCUUCGAGGAGCUCGAAAGCGAUGCAAUCAAGGCCAUCUCCGAGCUGUCGCCGCUCAUUCCGGUAGGCCCGCUCGUCGAGGCUGACGACGGCGAGGAGUCGCAGAAGGCCAUAAAGGGGGACAUGUUCGAGGCGGCCGACUGCAUGGAAUGGCUCGACGCGCAGGAUCCGCUGUCCGUGGUCUACAUGUCGGUGGGGAGCGUCGUGGUUUUGAGCCGGGAGGAGAUGGAAGAGAUGGCCUGCGGGCUAAAGAACAUCGGCCGGCCGUUCAUAUGGGUGGUGAGGAACGAUUGCCGGAACCUCCUGCCAGAGAAUUUCGUCGAGGAGACCAAGGAGAGGGGAAUGGUAGUCGGGUGGAGCCCGCAGGACCGGGUGCUGACCCACCGCUCGGUGGCGUGCUUCGUGACGCACUGCGGCUGGAACUCCACGCUGGAGGCGCUGACGUCCGGUGUGCCGGUGGUGGCGUAUCCUCAGUGGGGAGACCAGCUGCCGGACGCCAAGUUCUUGGUAGAUGUUUACCGGGUCGGAGUACGGCUGUGGGCGCCGGCGAAGCGGGAGGAUCUGGAGAGGUGCGUGCAGAACGUGAUGACGGGGCCGGAGGCCGAAGGAAUGAGGAAGAGGGCGGUGGUGUGGCGGGAGGCGGCGAGGAAGGCGUUGACCGACGGCGGCUCUUCCGACCGGAAUAUUCAGGCCUUUGUGGAUGAGAUCCGGAGGAGGGCUGGUGCUUAACUUUGGCCUUUGGACUGUGUUAAUGGCAUGCGUUUGUAUCCGGCUGAAGAAUAAAUAAACGGCGUUUAGCCUUGACGUUAAAUUGCAUUAGAAAAUAACUACGUUUCUGUUGGCAAAUUUUGGUCAGGCAACGUCGUGCUUUUAUGCUUAUAUGUUGUAGUUUCGUCUGAAAGCAGUUGGGAGCUUGCGAGUCAUGAGAAUUGAUGAGCAAGAGCCAAAUGCUGUGGGACCGGGAGUAAAUUGAUGGCUCGUGAGUUGCAAGCUGCAACCCACGAGCCAAAAUCUUA